Molecule: messenger RNA, 2778 nt
Organism: Lates calcarifer (barramundi perch)
Lineage: Eukaryota; Metazoa; Chordata; Actinopteri; Centropomidae
Gene: oat
Product: ornithine aminotransferase
Exons: 10
Coding region: 179-1513 (444 amino acids)
Cellular component (GO): cytoplasm
Molecular function (GO): identical protein binding; L-ornithine transaminase activity; pyridoxal phosphate binding
Source: RefSeq, a predicted model, not a curated record
GUCCUCUGACGUAGCCACGCACUCAACCAUCGCCACGGCGUAACACAAGCCACACAGUCACAUAAUCCGCACCGGAACCUUUGGCUCCAGAUAGCGGACCAGACAGACACCGUUAAAGAGGACUUCACGGGAUCUUUUAACUUCGCUUCACUACUUUCUGUCAUAGCUGCAUACAACCAUGAAGGGGAUGAUUUUUCAGCUCAGCCGCAACCUGAGCCGUGCUGCCCCAGUUCUGCGAUGCAGUGUCCAGUCUGGUGCACGUCCCGCCUCCACUGCCGCCUCCAACCUGAGAGCCGAACGGCCUCUCACCUCGGAGGAAAUCUACGCCCGCGAGGACAAAUAUGGAGCGCACAACUACCAUCCUCUGCCUGUGGCCUUAGAGAGAGGGAAGGGUAUCUAUGUGUGGGAUGUGGAGGGCAACCGGUAUUAUGACUUCCUGAGUGCUUAUAGUGCAGUAAACCAGGGACACUGCCAUCCAAAAAUCAUAGCUGCACUCAACGCCCAGGCCUCCAAACUCACCCUGACCUCCAGAGCAUUCUACAACAAUGUGCUGGGAGCCUAUGAGGAGUACAUCACAAACAUGUUUGGCUAUGACAAAGUUUUACCCAUGAAUACAGGUGUUGAAGCCGGUGAGACUGCCUGCAAGCUUGCCCGCAAGUGGGCUUAUAAUGUGAAAGGAGUUCCCAAAAACAAGGCUAAAAUCAUUUUUGCAAAUGGAAACUUCUGGGGCCGCACCAUGGCAGCCAUCUCCAGCUCCACUGACCCCAGUAGUUAUGAAGGUUUUGGCCCCUACAUGCCAGGGUUUGAGCUCGUCCCAUACAACGACAUUCCUGCACUGGAGAAAGCCCUCCAAGACCCAAAUGUGGCAGCUUUCAUGGUGGAGCCCAUUCAGGGUGAAGCUGGGGUGGUGGUGCCCGACCAGGGCUACCUGACCAAAGUCAGAGAACUUUGCACCAAAUACAAUGUGUUGUGGAUUGCUGAUGAAGUGCAGACAGGCUUGGCACGUACCGGCCGGCGGCUGGCUGUGGACCACGAGGAAGUCCGUCCAGAUAUUGUGACGCUGGGAAAAGCUCUUUCUGGAGGAGUUUACCCUGUAUCUGCUGUGCUGUGUGAUGAUGAGGUAAUGCUGACAAUCAAGCCUGGGGAACACGGGUCCACAUAUGGAGGUAACCCUGUGGCCUGUCAGGUUGCCAUCACUGCACUUCAGGUGAUUGAGGAGGAGAAACUGGCAGAGAAUGCUCUAAGAAUGGGAGAGCUGCUGCGGAGCGAGCUGAGAAAACUGCCCAAAGAUAUUGUGACAACAGUCAGAGGAAAAGGCCUCCUCAAUGCAGUCGUCAUCAAAGAGACAAAAGACUACGAUGCCUGGAAGGUGUGCUUACGUCUUCGCGACAACGGACUGCUGGCCAAGCCCACCCAUGGUGACAUCAUCCGCCUGGCCCCUCCCCUCAUAAUCAAAGAGGACGAGAUGCGCGAAUGCAUCGAUAUCAUCCAGAGAACCGUCAUAUCCUUCUAAACAACUCCAGUUCAGCUACUCAGUAACACAUAAGCAUCCUUCAAAUUGAUAAUGCACAUUAGCUGAAAGUUUGGCCUGUCAAAACGUCUUUCUAAAACAUUUAUUAGUUUUAUUAUCAUUUAUUAUUUUACGUGCUGCAAAGAUAGGGACUCUUUGAGUGGCAUUACUGUAGAAAUACAGCAUACAGAGACCAUGUAUAGAGUGUGCUAUGAGGAUACACUGACACUUUUACAGAAAAACUGCUGUAAAGAAAAGGGUUACGUUAGACUGCCUCAGGAAAGACUGCAGCACAGCUGGAAAACAUCAGUGGUUUUAAUUUGAAUGUUCUGUUUUUACACUGAAUUCGUCUAAAUAGAUGGAUUUUGAAAUUGUUAAUUCAGGUUAAUGCUGGUAAUGAGUGAUGUAAAUAAUAAGUGUUAUAUCUUUAAUGAAACAUUUUUUGUUUUCAAAAAGGAUAAGUGGUUUACUGGAUGAAGUAUGUCUAAGUAAGUUACAAAGAUUUUGUCAACUUUCUCAACAGAGGCACACAAUUGAAUUUGACUUUGUAUAGGGCUUUUGUGUUACUACAAGUUGACAAUACACACAUGGAAAUGCAGCUUGCUUAAAUGAAACCUUGUCUACAAUGUACCAUAGCUUACUAAUGAUAUAUGAUAGUUUACAGUUCAAAUAGAUAAGUUACAGUCUACUCAGCUACUCCUGUCUGCUAAUAUAAAACCUGUUACAUAAAAGGUCAGCUGUUCUACUUUCAAUCCCAAGAACAGUGGUCCACACACGUCUUCAAAAAGACAUCAAAUGCUGAUCAAGUUUUCAGAUUCCAGGUACUUGAAAGAUUGUGUAAAAGUUUUGUAUUUGCACUUGAACUCUAACAAAGCGAAAAGUCAAGUAUUUUUAAUUUCCAAUACAAUUAUGACAACAUAUUAUAGGUAUCUGUUUUAUUUUAAUUUAACAUUAACUCUGAAUGUUACUGUGGAAGAAAUACUUUCUGUGAACCUUGAAGAACUUAAAUGCUGCAACAGCAAAAAUAAGUUUUUGCUCUUUUAUGUUGUAUAACUUUGUCUAUUUUAUUUCACCAAGAAACAUGCUGCAUAAGGAUAAAUGUUGGGAGGACUCAUGCUGCGAGCUGAGGCUGGUUUAGUAUGAAGUAUUUACAGUAACUGUUUAAACUUUCUGGUGAACUGUUGUUAAACAGUGUAAAUUCAGAGGCUAUUUCACCUUUAAGUUGUUACAUAAUCCACAGUUUCUCAAAUAAAUUAUUGCUAGCUUAA